Thyridium curvatum is the source of this 774-nucleotide messenger RNA. RefSeq lists its product as uncharacterized. The transcript has a single exon. The coding region runs from base 1 to 774 and encodes 257 amino acids. The record is from RefSeq and is a predicted model, not a curated record. Lineage: Eukaryota; Fungi; Ascomycota; Sordariomycetes; Thyridiales; Thyridiaceae.
AUGUGCAUUCUACAUCUUCUGUUUUUGGUGUGCGACACACUGCACGGGGGAAUACGGCUAUCUUGCGCUUGUUUUCUCUUUCGCUCUAUUACAAAUGAAUCUACCUUCUUCCGCUUUGCUCCCGUCUACAUAUCUGUGUCUUUCACACCCGUUGUGGGGGGAAAAAAAGAGAGAGAGGAAAAGCACUUCUCAGCGCGUGCCGAGCCAGAACAGGACGCCUCCGAGCCCGAGGUUGACGCCCAGGUGCAUGCACAGGCUCCACGCCAUGCAGUACAGGUACUUUGGCGAGAAGACGGUCCAGACGAAGAGGUGGGUGCGCAGCACGGUGCAGGCGGCCAUGACGGACGCGGCGCCCGCGGCCGCGAAGACGGUCAGCGCGCAGGCGUGGCGCAGGAAGACGCGCGGCUCGCCGCCGCCGCCCCGGGCCCGGCGCACGAGCAGCGCGUUGGCCGCGAGGGCCCAGUAGAUGGGCGCGGCCCAGUUGCCGACAAAGGUCAGGAGGCCGACGGCGGCGACGCUGAAGCCCGAGACGCCGUUGUAGGCGCUGCUGAGGUCGACCGAGGAGAUGGCGUUUGUGCCGCCGGCGGCGAAGAAGGAGGCGUGCUGGAGCAGGAGCACCGCGGCCGAGAGCGCCGGCAGGGCGAGGUCCUGCGCCGCGAGGAACUUGUAGACGACGUCGGAGACGAAGAAGAGGGGCACGUUGGUGGCGCGGGACUGGGUCAGGGCCAGGAGGGUGUAGAGGUGGUGGAGGGUCUGGGUGGCUGCGGUGGUUGA